AUGACGGAAACAACGUCCAGUACAGCUCUCAAAUAUGAGGACCGAGCGCUCGCAAUCCUAGAAAUUUUUCAGACCGCCGCCGAAGGACUGCCUGCUGAUAAUCCGCGCAAGCAGACUUAUAUCUUCGCAAUGGGGUACCUUCUCGAAAUUGCCAAGAGCAUUGACAACUUCGAGCACGACAUCAACGACCCCGAGUUCCGGGGAACAGGCCACCAGAAAAUCAAAUAUCUCCGUUUCAACUAUAAUAUGAUCGAUAGGGCAAGGCACGGCAUCUUGUAUGAUAUCCAAAGUGAAGAGAUUGAGAUGGGAGGGAAGGAGUUUCUUGCCCUAGAGGAGGAAAUGGCGCCGAAGGUGAGGAGGAUUCUCCUCGACAGCAUGCCGAAGGCGCCGAACCCUUGGGAAACAUAUUCCCCGUUCUAUUAG
Morchella importuna is the source of this 423-nucleotide messenger RNA. RefSeq lists its product as uncharacterized. The record is from RefSeq and is a predicted model, not a curated record. NCBI's taxonomy places the organism in Eukaryota, Fungi, Ascomycota, Pezizomycetes, Pezizales, Morchellaceae. The coding region runs from base 1 to 423 and encodes 140 amino acids. The transcript has a single exon.